Dacryopinax primogenitus is the source of this 741-nucleotide messenger RNA. RefSeq names its product phosphotyrosine protein phosphatase. The transcript has 6 exons. Gene Ontology annotation, biological process: protein dephosphorylation. NCBI's taxonomy places the organism in Eukaryota, Fungi, Basidiomycota, Dacrymycetes, Dacrymycetales, Dacrymycetaceae. The record is from RefSeq and is a predicted model, not a curated record. The coding region runs from base 162 to 719 and encodes 185 amino acids. Gene Ontology annotation, molecular function: protein tyrosine phosphatase activity.
AAGACUACCGGAGAAUCUCCGGCUUAAUAGCUCUUCUGGCUUGCGAAUCGCUUGUAUUCAUUAAGGUUGAAACGGAGGACUCGCCUGGGAACAAGCUCGGACGACGAUUGAAUUCUGCAGACUCUUUGACUCACGGUGGAACGAUCACGGAAAAGCUUAGGAUGAACGCAGCGGAUACGAAUUUCACCGCCGGGUUGGAGGGCGAUGUAGACCAAGCUGCCAUAUCGAGAGACACGAAAGUGAAAGUUCUCGUCGUCUGCUUGGGAAACAUUUGUCGCAGCCCGCUUGGGGAGGCCGUGCUUAAGCACGCCGCUAGUCAGCGCGGAAGGGCAGAGAGCAUUCAUGUGGACAGCGCAGGCACAGCAGCGUACCAUGUUGGUGAGGAACCAGACGUUCGGACAGUGCAGAUAUGCAAAGAGAACAAGAUACCGAUCAACCACCUGGCUCGCGCCGUCAACAAGGACGACUUCUUCGAAUUUCACUACAUCCUAGCUGCUGACCGUCAGAAUCUCUCCAACCUGACACGGAUGAAGCCGAAGGGCGCAUCAUCCAUAGUUCAGCUCUUUGGAGAGUAUGGAGAUGGUAGAGUCAUUGAUGACCCGUACUAUGGAGGAAUGCAUGGUUUCCAGAAGGCCUAUGACCAGUGUCUUUCGUACUCGAACGGAUUUCUUGAUGAUGUUUUCCAAGAGAACAUGUCCAAGAAGACUGGCCAACUGUAGUAGACCAACUGUAUUAUGUGAC